Protopolystoma xenopodis is the source of this 789-nucleotide messenger RNA. NCBI's taxonomy places the organism in Eukaryota, Metazoa, Platyhelminthes, Monogenea, Polystomatidea, Polystomatidae. The record is from the annotation of a GenBank genome assembly.
GAUUCUAAAAUUUUUGAUUUGGCCACCAGCCUCCGACUCCUUGGUCACCGCUUAGCUGACCUUCCUCUUUCGGACCUCCAAAAAACUAAUGAUUCUUCAGCUUCCGAAAAUGUUCCGGCAUCUGCCACUUUACCUAAACGACCUAACAGUCUUUUGAUUAGUCAAGUUCUUUUGUUGCCCGAUUCCCCCUCUGUUUGCGACAAACUUCUUACCGUGGCUAGUCUGGAGGGGCUGCAUCUACGCAUUCAUCUGGCUGCUCUCUCUCCCGCUCAGCUCGAAAUGCCCUCCGCAACUCUCACCACCGGAGCUGGUAUGGUCUUCACUGACGACAGUAAUGGUGAAACCAAGGAAAAGGUUGGGAGUGGUGGUGCGGGUUCGUUUAAUGCAAGGAUGCUUUCGCUCCGAGAUCUUGUCACCCAACUAACAGCUUCGCGUGCCGUUCUGCAGGAGGCUCGUUUUGACGAGGAUGAGAUAGCUCGUCUUCCACCAGUCUCCCUAACUGACUACAAGCCUGAACACCGCCAGUUGCUAGUUACGCCCCAACCACUUGGUGGUCCCAGCUGGCCUUCUCUUGGCGAUGGAAGUUGCAGAUUAAGCAUUACUGGUAGCCUGGCACGACGGAACAGGCCUGCGCCUCCACUUAUUUCUGCAAGUCAACUGGCUACUGAAAACGCACUCUAUCUCGCUAGACGGCGCCUCCGAAAGGCAAUACCUUGGCAGAUAUUAAUGGGCUGGAUUCAAGAACACCAGAUUGUGUUGAAGCUUCUGCGUAAGUUUGAUAUCGACUAG